GGAAGGCUUCGCAAUUACUUAAGAAUAUGUGUAGGACAACCAUAGCCUCGACUGUAGAUUGAAUUGGUUAGUUAAUAAAGAGCGCUUUUAGUGAGCUGCCAGGACUUAUGCGCGGAGGAAAGACUGAGAACGGCGAGAAGGCUAAGGCAAUGCGGCUCGUGCUUUCAGGAUUGCAAACCGCGCGCUCCGGCGUGCGGUGCGAACGCUCCGUUGGUUUCCUUAGCAGCAAGGACAGCGCAAGGGGCUUCUGGCCUCUUCGCUUGCCCCGCCAGAAUGCGCGAGUCUGUGCCCCUUUAGCCCGAAGUUUUUCCACUUUAUUGAGAUGCCAGCACUUCAGUUCAGAAAAUAAAGAAGCAGACAAAAGCCUCAUGACUCCAAUGCUGAAACAUCUCAUUAUGAAAAUAAAAUCAACUGGUCCUAUUACAGUUGCUGAAUAUAUGCGGGAAGUUUUGACAAAUCCACUGAAGGGGUACUAUAUGCAUCAAGAUAUGUUUGGAGAACAGGGAGAUUUUGUUACUUCACCUGAAAUAAGUCAGAUAUUUGGAGAGUUAAUAGGUAUUUGGUUUAUUAGUGAAUGGAUGGCUACAGGAAAAUCUCCAAAAUUUCAGCUGGUAGAACUGGGCCCAGGAAGAGGUAGUCUUAUAGACGAUAUUUUAAGGGUUCUUACUCAGCUGAGUUCCAUACUUGCUAACUGUGAAAUUUCUAUUCAUUUGGUGGAAGUCAGUCCAAAAUUAAGUGAAAUGCAAGCAUCAGUGCUGAUAAAAGAGAAAGUAGAGUUGCCAGAAAAUUCCAGUGCUUACAUGCAUGGAAUUAGUAAGACUGGAAUACCAAUUUUCUGGUAUAGAAACUUGAAUGAAGUGCCAGAAGGCAAUAGUUUUUAUUUAGCACAUGAAUUUCUUGAUGCGCUGCCUAUUCAUAAAUUUCAGAAAACAGAAAAUGGGUGGCGUGAGUUGUUUGUUGAUAUUGAUCCAGAAGCUUCUGAUAAGCUGCGAUUUGUCCUUGCACUAUCUGCUACUCCUGCCUCAAAAUCCUUCAUACAUGAUCAAGAAUCCAGAGAUCAUGUGGAAGUAUGUCCUGAUGCCGGUGUCAUCAUCCAGAAGCUUGCUUCUAAUGUUGAAAACAAUGGAGGAGCAGCACUGAUUAUAGAUUAUGGUCAUGAUGGAACCAAAACUGAUACUUUCCGAGGAUUCCGUGGUCAUAAACUUCAUGAUGUAUUUCUGUCACCAGGAUCUGCAGAUCUCACUGCUGAUGUAGAUUUCAGCUACUUGCGAAGAAUGGUACAGAAAAGAGUAGCCACUUUGGGACCUUUAAAGCAAAAAGAAUUUUUGAAAAAUAUGGGCAUUGAUGUUAGAUUGCAGGCUCUCAGAGGGAUCCCCGGCCAAAUAAGAAGAGGGAGAAGCCAGGGCAGCAAUCGAAUGUUCUACGGAGGGUACCUGCAAUAGUUGAGCCAAUUGAGGUUCCAUGUUAUAAUUUUGUCUUUCCGAACCACUGGGAGUGAGAAGAGAUGCCAGGCUGCUCCACUGGUUGCAAACUACAUCCGUGAAGAGCUUGGGAGCAGGAAUGUAGAGUUGUUGAGCAACACCUAGGACUCGGAUGGUCUGCCUAGGACACACCUAGGACUUGCCAGCACCGGUAUUCCAAGUCUGAUGGUAAUGGAAGAAACCUCCGCAGCUCUUUAGAAGCAAAGCGGGGGGGUACGGCGUGAAAGCACUGCUUUAAAUUGAAGCCCGCUCCUCAGCUGAUAGCUGCAAGAUCAUCGGGCAAGAAAGCACAUCCCAUGCUAGCUGCUACCCUAGUCGGCGGGGUAGGCUUCUAAAUGCUGUCCGAUCCACAGGAGCAAGAUGACUAGCUAAAAUCCGACUCCUGAGGAAACGACGUGGAGCGGCUAGAUAAUGGCCAUCGCAUAUUGGGCGCCUUCGGCGCUGCCACUAAGUCUAAGCACAAGCCGGAUUAGUGCCCUGCGGCUGGAGGCUGGGGCCGAAUUCCUGAAGCUGCCUCCCCUCCCAAAUGGAUGUCCAGCGGGUUGGUGGCCAAGCGGCCGUGUCCGUGAAAGACAGCUGAAGCUGCUUCUGCUUUUAUGCAGUGCUGUCAAACGCUAGCACAAGGGUAGAAGCCAGGGAAUGAUGACAGAAACGGAGCAGGGAAUGAAAAAAACCUGAAUCUUGAAUUUUCCUAAGGUCCAGAAGUGAAUUGAACAGGAGCAAAUUGAAAAGGUGUCUCUGCUCAGAUGACUGAGUCAAAAACUGGGGCCAAAGGUCACAAAUAAUUUUGGCCAGUCUCUGGGCAGAUUGCACUGUAGCAACCCACUUCUGGCCCAUUUCGCAUUCCAUUGGGAGACAUUCUUGUUAAGAAUAUUUACCAGACAUUAUACCAAAGACAUAAAAUACCUAAUCUUACAUAUCGUUACGACAGCAAGAAUUUCAUACGCACAAAAUUGGAAAAAAGGAAAUACAACAACAGAGGAAGAAAAGAUAAAAGAAAAUUUUAGAUUGUGGCGAGAUGGACAAAUUAACAAAAGAAAUUAAAGAAAAGGAAGAUACAGAACAUUAUGUAAUAUGGGAUAAAUGAUACAAGUGGCUGGAGACUAGAAAAAAUGAAUAGUGAUGAAACAAAACAGUUAUAAAAAGGGAAUGUACGUUAUGUGUUUUGUGUUUGCUGUGUUGUGUUGUGUUAUAAACUUAUUUUUUUUAAAAAGGAGAAGGAUUACCUGUAUAUGGCUAUUAGCGAGCAGGUUAUAUUCAGAAAACAGAGAGCUAGUACAAAUCAAGUAACUUUUCAUUUGUAAAUGCAGCUCUAUACUAUUUUGUUGUAAUAAAUGGUUAAUGUAUUAAUAUGAUAUGUAAUUCAUUUCAGAAAAAUGAAGGACAGAAAACGAUAUAAGCACUGGCUCAUUCUUGCUUUUUAACAUAAGCAGCCUGUCCUAAUUUCUGAGGUCUCCUUCCUAAAUUCCACAACUAUUAUAUCAUGCUUAUAAUAAUAAAACAUCCAACAUGUCUUGGCUAAACAGGCUAUUCAAAAAGGUUGCAACUCAAGUUUGCUACAAGCUAUUGCCAAGAAUAUCAUUAAAAACACUAGCUGUUGUCUCAUAUUUCACUUCAAUAGUGCAUCUUAGUGAGCUUAAGGAAAAAUCUAGAACUGGAUCAAAUUUCACAUAACAGAUUCAAACUAACUUGACAAUAUUGUAAUACUAAUCAUUCUAAUAUAUUUCAAUAGAUCUCUUACCACAAGUCUUUUUAUGAAUAGAAAAAAACACAGUAGGGAAAUA
Messenger RNA from Ahaetulla prasina, 3265 nucleotides. It is a transcript of the gene NDUFAF7, whose product is annotated as NADH:ubiquinone oxidoreductase complex assembly factor 7. Gene Ontology annotation, biological process: mitochondrial respiratory chain complex I assembly. Gene Ontology annotation, cellular component: mitochondrion. Gene Ontology annotation, molecular function: protein-arginine omega-N symmetric methyltransferase activity. NCBI's taxonomy places the organism in Eukaryota, Metazoa, Chordata, Lepidosauria, Squamata, Colubridae. The record is from RefSeq and is a predicted model, not a curated record. The transcript has 10 exons. The coding region runs from base 108 to 1442 and encodes 444 amino acids.